Linum trigynum is the source of this 1854-nucleotide messenger RNA. The record is from the annotation of a GenBank genome assembly. Lineage: Eukaryota; Viridiplantae; Streptophyta; Magnoliopsida; Malpighiales; Linaceae.
AUAUAUCUAGCGUUAGGCAUCGUCAAAAUACUUUGCUUAAAGGUUACACAACGAGUUAUGUAUGGCGAACACAUUGAUGAAGUAACUAGGAAGACAACACUUGACUAGCUCCUUCAUACAUAGCGGCAACAACUAUCCAGAGCCUUCAAUCAUAAAUCAAAACCUAAAUUCAUCUAAAAUGGGUCGAACAUUCUACGAAAACUGAUCACUCGAUCUGAGGACUGAGGAUAUGAAUGGCAGUUUUGAAAGAUGAGAGGAUGGUGUUUCGGCCUUUAGGGUACAGUCCCCUGUUGGUGCCAAGUUCACAUCAUUGUUUGUUUUUUGAGAAUUAAAUUGGCUUUCUGACUUAUCUAACCGUCCAAUUUGGUUCGCAUUGAAGGGUUCAUCGGUUUAUGCAUUAAAUAGUGCAGUGAAUGGAAGGCUGUGCCAAAUGCCAAUGCAUAUCUAUCAUUAUAUUCAUGCAUGCUGCUGAUAGAGACUUUUCGUUUCACUACUUAAUUAACUUUCCGCCAUAACUCUACACUGCAAUUAGAGAAUAUAAUAGUCCAACCUAGGCAACAGAGAAAAAUGUGCGUGCUUAAUAAUUUCCCAAUCCCAAUGUAUAAGCACGAAAUUAAACGCACCUGGCUAGCUUGCUAGCUAGCUAGUCAAACCUGCUUUGAUUAAUUUGCUUAAAUUUCCAAAAAACUGAAGGAAACACACCAAACCAGGGGCUUCAAUGUCGGCAAUAAAAAGUGCUGCAGAAAAAAGAAAAAAAAAUUAUAGUGCAGAAGACAGAAGUUGACUUUUGCAGUUGCAGCUGCAGCUUGCCUUCCACCAUAUUUAUUGCCUCCAUUUCCAUCGUUCCUCCCAAUAUCUACUACUCAAUAAAAACUCCACCAUUCCCUUCAAAGCAACUUAAUUACAGAGAAGAACUCGAAAAUGGCCACUACUCACUCAAAGCUCAUCAUCAUCGUCUUCCUGCUGCUCCUCAUCAGCACCAAUCCCCCCAUCUCCAUGGCUGCUGCUGCAGCUGAUCAUCUGGCAAACCCACAAAUGAGGAAGCUGCUGCUGCAGAUGGAUCUGGUGUUGGACUACGAGAAAGAUCCAGGAGCCAAUACGAAGCACUUGCCAGGUCCCAAGCCGCCCACCAAACCUGGAGUCGGUGGCUGAAACUUCAUUUUAUAGUGCACUCUCACAAAGUUUCAACCAGCUGUUUUAUGGUUUGAUUAAUAUAGAUGUACAAUACUACUACUGCUUCAGCAAUAAAAAUAAAAAGGACAGAAAUGUCUUCAGGUUUAAUUUGGAGUUUUGGAGAUUUCUUCUUCUUGUUGUUGUUGUUGUUCUUGUAUCAGUACAUUGAAAGACAUGAGAUUUCAGUUUAAAUUUCCAUAAAUGUGGGAGUCAGUUAUUAAAACAUUAGAAUGGAAAAGAUAGGGAAUAGUGUGCAUUUCCAGUUCUCCAUGAAUGUGAUAUUUUGAACACACAUCUUAAUUAUCACUUACCAAUAUUCAAAUUACUUUUGGGAAAGCCAAGCAGUUUUUAAAUUAAAUGAUGCAUAUCUUGGAUUUAAACCAUAUAAGAUGUUACAUAUAUUUCCUUAGCUUUUAUUCACAUAUGAAAAUAAGUUAUUGUAUUCUGACUCAUAAUUGCACAUUAUAUUUGACCUAAUUUGUGGCUAACACGAAAUUCGUAUUAAUAUGAAAUAUUAAAGAAUACUUCAUACUUGUGAGCUUUGAUUUAUUGGUUAUUUCUUAAUCCCUCUAUUUUCCUCUGGCAGUUGCUUUCCCUCAAAUAGAAAAUUGUUGAAGUAACCUUAACAACGACUAGUUAUGCAAUUAGAAUGUUAGUACAUAAUAACAAUAGUCAAUACUU